GGAACUCGACUUCUCCUCCUCACUGAUUGCCCACCGAUACCCAUGGCCUCGUCGACUGAGAAGCUAGAGGGAACGACUACUCCCAGCGGUCUGAUUACAAUACCCGAGCCAGAAGAAGAGGACGGACCUGAACCUGGCCCGUCGAAGCCCAGGGCUCCUCAAGUCCGACAGGACAGACUCUAUGUGGGAAAUCUACCUUCAUCGGUUGACGAAUAUACUCUCAUCAAGGCAUUCGAGCGCUUUGGCAAGAUCACUUCACUCGACUUCCUCUUUCAUAAAGCGGGUCCCCAGAAGGGGAAGCCCCGUGGCUACGCUUUCAUCGAGUUCUCCAAUAAAGACGAAGCACUGAAAGCAAUAGUCACAAUGCACGAUAAGUUGGUGCGGGGUCGGAAUCUCGUUGUAACAUUUGCGCACCAAGCACCGCCGAUGGAUGAGGCAGGCCGCCUGGGCAAGCGUAAAACGGAUACAGCGAGACCGACGGCAUUGAGCUUGCUCAAGAAUCAAGCAAAGCUCAAAACCAACGAUAAGAUCGCGGUGCUUGAGCGUAAGCUGGCCCAGUUGCAAAAGGAACAACCAGCUUCAACGGCUCCCGUUUCCACCUUGCCCCAAAUCGCCCCAUCUCUCCCGGAUCCUCUCAACCACCCCCUUCCACCAAAACCGUCAAGCGUCAAUUCACCAGUGGCGUCACCCUCCAAACCUGUUCCAGCACCGGCAGGUAAUAUGAGACGACUGCAGGACGAACCUCCGGACCUGAAGACAUUGAUGGAGAUGCAGCGAAAGCAGAAACAGAGGGAAAAGCGGUUCGGACAUAAGCCGAUCGGGGGACGAUGA
Messenger RNA from Dacryopinax primogenitus, 831 nucleotides. Its product is annotated as RNA-binding domain-containing protein. The record is from RefSeq and is a predicted model, not a curated record. Bases 43 to 831 code for a protein of 262 amino acids. NCBI's taxonomy places the organism in Eukaryota, Fungi, Basidiomycota, Dacrymycetes, Dacrymycetales, Dacrymycetaceae. The transcript is spliced from 4 exons. Gene Ontology annotation, molecular function: RNA binding.